UGAAAGAAAAAAUAAUUCGAAGACUUCCAAGAUCUCAGUGCACCAUCAUCGACUAGUUGAAUGCCUUCCUCACUCGGAUGUUGAAGCUUCCUCGUCUUCGUCCUCCUCGUCAGAAUGAAGCUUCUUGUUUCCGUCCUCUUCAUCUCCCUCUGCUUUUCCUCUUCUAUUCUUCCCGCUAUUGCUCGUGGCGGCCUGCCCAACUCCAACCCCUCAGGUUACGGAUAUGGUACUGAAACCGGUGCUGGCAGGCACUUGUUUGGGGACGAUGGAUCCCAGACAAGUGUUGAUGUCGCGCAAGGGUACAUGACUAAUUCUGACCUGGAGAAGGCCAUUCAGGACUUUGGCCGAAGGUGCAGCAACAUUUCCAGGGUUUACAGUAUUGGGGAGAGUGUCAAUGGGGUUCCUCUGUGGGUAAUUGAAAUUUCCGAUAAGCCGGGGGAGGAAGAGCCUGAACCUGCAUUUAAGUAUAUUGGCAACGUGCAUUGAGAUGAACCUGUAGGUCGUGAGCUUCUAAUGCAUCUUGCUAAUUGGAUAUGUGACAACUAUUUGACGGAUCCUGUGGCAACAUUGAUCGUGGAGAAGGUGCAUCUUCAUAUAUUACCAUCUAUGAAUCCUGAUGGAUUUUCACUACGGAGACGUGGUAAUGCAAAUGAUAUAGACCUAAAUCGAGAUUUUCCGGAUCAGUUCUUUCAUAUGAAUGAUGAUGUGGAUGUGCUGCAACCUGAAACAAGAGCAAUAAUGAAGUGGCUGAGAAGAAUACAUUUCACUGCAUCUGCCAGCUUGCAUGGGGGUGCACUUGUUGCAAAUUAUCCAUGGGAUGGCACUCAGGAUAAAAGGAGAAUGUACUUUGGAUGUCCUGAUGACUCAACAUUCCGGUUCUUGGCUAGUGUGUAUAGUCGUUCUCACUAUAACAUGUCCUUGAGCAAAGAAUUUGAAGGAGGAAUUACAAAUGGAGCUUCCUGGUAUCCCAUAUAUGGAGGCAUGCAAGACUGGAACUACAUACAUGGCGGCUGUCUGGAAUUGACAUUAGAGAUUAGUGACAACAAAUGGCCUCCUGCUAAUGAGCUUCUGACUCUUUGGGAAUACAACAGAAUCAGCAUGCUUAAUCUCGUUGCUAGCCUAGUACAGACAGGAGUACAUGGAAUGAUCAUUUCCUCAGAUGGUGGGAAGCCAUUGCCAGGUGCUAUUGCAAUCAAAGGAAUAGAUUACAUGGUAGAAGCUGGUACAGCCUUUGCAGAUUACCAUCGCUUGCUUGCCCCUGGUGGAAGAUAUGAAGUCACAGCCAUUGUCCCUGGUUACAAAUCAAAGACCACAGUUACUUGGUUGGAAAAAUCAGGCACAAAUGUCGAUUUUGUUCUCGAUCCUGAAGUUGAUUUUUGGAGAUGGGAUAGUAUGAACAUCAUGUGGGGUACCCGUAUGGAAGUAUAUAUGCUUAUGAUUGUUAUUGCGGGAUUCUUUUUAUUUUUAUGCAGAAGGAGGACUAUUAGUCGAUUAAAACAGAGACAAUUAGCAGGACUGAAAAGGCUAGGCGUGGUUUAAGGCUGUAAAUUGUUUUUCUUUUGUAGGAUUGUUUUCCUAUAUCUUUAGGAAAACACACCACAGAUUUGUUUUAUAGACAAAAUAUACAUCAAAAUUGCACUCAUUCAUUUCAAGAAGGCUAUAGUGCCAAAGUCCGUCUCUGGACGUUACUGUGGUGGUUGCAAAGCCUAAAUAUGAAGACAACGACAAUCUGCCCAUUAUGUCACACACUGAUGUUACCUCCUCUCUGGCACUUGCUGGUAAUGAUGCGUAUUGGCAUCUCCAGAAGACUUGGGAGCUGCCCAACGUCGAGCAACUCAAUCAAUAACUGCUCACACGUUCGCUGGUAAAGUAGCUUGGUCUGCUCGACCUGUGUUGUUUUAAACUGCGAGCUUGGGUCCUUGAUUGGGGUUUCAGGAUUCAGAAAAGGAAGAGGAUGAAACAUCAGUCCUAGCAUAUGACCCUGUUGAGAUCGAAAUAAGGUGCUGAGAGCCUGAGAGGCCAUGAGAGGCCAUGCUUCUUUGAUGUUGCAGGAAUGUAAUGGCAUCAGACGGUUCACCUAUUGAAGAGAUCAAUCUGACCUCCUUUUUGAGUGUGUGUUACUCUCUAUCAUCAACAUUCCACAUUUUUCCACGACUAUAACUUCUCGUUUGGGUGGU
Molecule: messenger RNA, 2177 nt
Organism: Argentina anserina (silverweed cinquefoil)
Lineage: Eukaryota; Viridiplantae; Streptophyta; Magnoliopsida; Rosales; Rosaceae
Product: carboxypeptidase SOL1
Exons: 15
Biological process (GO): protein processing; peptide metabolic process
Molecular function (GO): zinc ion binding; metallocarboxypeptidase activity
Source: RefSeq, a predicted model, not a curated record